GUAGUGUACGCAUUCAGAUAGUGUAUUCCAGAAGCUUCAACAUGGUACCAGUCAAGGCGCAGUUGGCGUGCCACUGUAGCAGUGGCGUCAUGCGUUGAGGAGUUGGAUCCGGCGGCGAGGAGAGACAUCCGGCUGGGUGGACCACUGCGUGAAGGACCAGACGCUCGUCGUGGUUGCCGAGAAGAAGCAAAAGGAGGAGCUCAAAGAGGUGCUGGGCGACGGCAGGGUGGUGGUGACAGACGACAAGAAGAAGAGGGUGCAGCGCGCCAAGAAGAAGCCAGCGACGUUCCACGGUGAAGGUAAGGUUGCAGUCCAGUGAAGGAGUCAGAAGCGCAACAAGGAGUAGAGAAGACAAUCACCUAGAAUUGAGUGAAGAGCGAGUAGGCUGCCUGAGCUAUGCGUACUGCAGCUGUGAGCUCUCCAUCAACGGUGGUUUGUCUACAAGUUGAAGCUGAAAGGGUUGCGCAAAUCAGCUGCGAGGGAUACCACAGUAUGCAGAAGGAAGCCGCGUAGAGGUGAUGUGUGAUAAACAGGGCAGAGUUUGGAGGCCGGCUACUAUCAAGAACAUGGUCGGCGGUACCAACUAUGUUGUUAGCUAUGGAAAUGGGCAGAGCUCGAUUGAGGUCCUCCACACAAUGUUCAUUCGGCGGCCAGAACCCAUCCAAAUGGAAGUUGAAGCCCCUAAUGAUAGCAAUAUGGAGAUAAAAAACGAAAGAAUGGGUAUGUCUCUUGUGGUAGCAGAAAGGUUUCACCUGGAAACCUGUACGAACUCAGCCAAUGAUAUUACAAUUGUAUCAUCACAACAUCCUUGGGCUGAACCUCUACAACCUGUUUCUGAGAAAUCACCUGGACCAUCUUCAUUGCUUCAUCCUGUUGUGAUGGCGGAUACAUCAGCAUUCAUGGCAUUGGCAGUGCCUAACAGUAGUGAUCUUUCAACGGCGUUCUCGACAACUUCCUUGCUGCUGAUGCCCAAUGACAAAAUGGAGGUCUUCCAGAAGCUACCACAGAUUCCACACUUCCGCGAGGCAUGGAAUUGCCCUCCAGAACUUCGUGAAGGAAGAGCCCUAGGACUUAUGGUCUGUUUUGCAAACAUGGCCAAAAGCAUAAAAGACAUGCGAAUUCAGGAGGAACCACGACUUUAUCAAGAGAAGAUGAACAUCCUGUUAGAGAUGGAAGAGAAUGGGUUUGAAACUGGGCCCCUGAAGGUUCGUCUCCAUAAUCUUCUUUGUACAAGGAAUCACCAUAUGAAUCUCAAGAGCAGGAAAGUAAGAUUAGAGAAGGAGAUACUUGAGAUAGAAGCAAUAAACUGUGGAUUAGAGCAGCGACUCAAGUUCCUUGACAUGUGCAUCAUGGGGAUGGAGGAGAAGAAAUACCAAGAGAUGAAAGGUUCACUUGACAUCCAAAAAACAGAAAAUUGUUCACUUAUUUCAAAGCUCCAAGUAUAUUUGUGUCAAGUUGAGGAAUCACUCAAGUAUGCUGAAGCCGAUUUUUGUAGUAUUGCUACUGCACCGUGGCAACCACAUGUUGUGCCUUCGAUACCGUAACCUUGCUUAGCUAUUAGGGGGGAGGGGGUAACCCUUCUCCUCCACGCUUGAACUGUGUAAUUAUGUAUAUAUGCAUGCUUUCUCCAUGGAGCUGAGAGACAAACCAAUGUGUAUUUUGAGUUUGCAGUCUGCUCCACCUAACCUAAGUGAUCUUCAGAUACGUGUAUUUUGAGUCGUAGUGCUGGUUGCUCUCUCCAGUUGUAGCUCAUACUUAAUGUUGCAAUUUGAGAAGUUGAGCAUCCUAUGUGAUAUUUCCAGCGAUUAGAAACCCUGUUAUUAAUUUAUUAUUUUUCUCAGAUAGGAGUCAGAGA
Zea mays is the source of this 1855-nucleotide messenger RNA. Its product is annotated as DUF724 domain-containing protein 6. NCBI's taxonomy places the organism in Eukaryota, Viridiplantae, Streptophyta, Magnoliopsida, Poales, Poaceae. The transcript is spliced from 4 exons. The record is from RefSeq and is a predicted model, not a curated record. The coding region runs from base 519 to 1544 and encodes 341 amino acids.